AUGGUUCAGUACCGUUUUGUGGCCCUCGCCGCCGCCACCACUGUCGCCACGGCCAAGAUCUCGGUCCAAGUGCAUCGCAACUUGGAAGUCGCCAAGCAGUCGAACGUCGUGGUCAAAUUUCACUGUGACGAGGCCCACGAUACCCACCGCCGCCGACUCAAGGCCGGUGCGUCUCGCACCGAAACCAUCGAGUCGCUGGUUGAUUCGUUGAAGGAGCACACAACCACGUCACAGGCGUCGGUCAAGUCGUUCCUGGCCAACCAACUUGAAUCGACGGCUGUGGAAGUGGCCACGACAUGGAUCGACUGUUCCAUGUACAUCGACAACGCCUCCGACGACCUCGUCCAGAAGAUCGCGGCGUUGCCUGAAGUCAAAUCCAUUUACGAGCCAGUUGCGAUGGCACUCGAAGAAACCAAAAGUGACGACCAACCAGCCAGUGCUGUCGACGUGGUCAACCAAUGGGGGAUCGAGAAGAUCCAAGCGCCGGCGCUGUGGGCCAAAGGCAUCAAGGGCGACGGCAUUGUCGUGGCCAGCAUCGACACCGGUGUUCGACACACCCACGAGGCGUUGAAGUCGAACUGGCGAAAGGAAUACGGUUGGUUCGACCCGUAUGAUGAGACGAAGCUGCCCAACGACCCGCGGGGCCACGGCACUCACAUCAUGGGCAUCAUGGUGGGAAACACGCAAGGUAUUGGUGUCGCCCCGAAUGCCACAUGGAUUGCAUGCAAAGGAUGGACCACAACAAUGUUCAAUCGACGUGAGUUGGUGAAAUGCGCUCAAUUCCUGCUUUGUCCCCACGACAAAGACGGCAACAACGACUGCAGCAAGGCACCCCACGUGAUCAACAACAGCUGGGGGGAGUACGACACGCACUUUGAUAUGGAAGAUACGAUUAAAGCGUGGAGAGGUGCGGGAAUCAUUCCCGUGUUUUCGAACGGCAACGACGGCGCUAAAGAAGUCUGUGCGUAUUCGAGUUAUCCUGGCGCGUCCCCUCAAGUGAUUGCUGUCGGCUCCACUGACAACAUGGAUUUUUUGGAUACCCAUUCAAGUUUGGGACCUUCCGUGAAGAACCGCACCAAACCCGACAUUUCGGCUCCUGGUGUCAGCAUCCCAUCCGCAGUACACACCCGUGACGUAGGCCUUUCGUUGAGAUCUGGCUCGAGCAUGGCUGCGCCUCAUGUUUCUGGAGCCAUCGCAUUGUACUUGUCUGCAAACAAAGGCGCCUCGUACGACAAAGUGUACACAGUCCUGACCAACAACGUGGACACGGACACGUUAACUCCACCCAACAAGUCCUGCGGUGGCAUUCCCAACACGCAAUACCCCAACAACCUCAUUGGCUACGGCCGCUUGAACAUCUUCAAGGCCGUGACUGCUACCACGUGUGGCACCUUGGAAGACGACACGCACUAUAUUGGCGGCAACUUGGGUUCGACCAAGCAGGCAGCUGCUGAAUCCUGCUGUGCCGACUGUGAAAAUACACCGGGAUGCAAGCUGUUCGUGUGGACCGACCACAACGGCGGCACGUGCCGCCUCAAGCAUAUCAAGGGGCAGAGGGUGACUGUGGUCGGAGCCAGGGCAGGCCUGCUACCAGCCCCAGCCUUGGCAGGACCGCCGUUGUUUUAG
Aphanomyces astaci is the source of this 1626-nucleotide messenger RNA. RefSeq lists its product as hypothetical. The coding region runs from base 1 to 1626 and encodes 541 amino acids. Gene Ontology annotation, biological process: proteolysis. The record is from RefSeq and is a predicted model, not a curated record. The transcript has a single exon. Gene Ontology annotation, cellular component: extracellular region. NCBI's taxonomy places the organism in Eukaryota, Oomycota, Saprolegniomycetes, Saprolegniales, Verrucalvaceae. Gene Ontology annotation, molecular function: protein binding; serine-type endopeptidase activity.